Molecule: messenger RNA, 2073 nt
Organism: Cutaneotrichosporon cavernicola
Lineage: Eukaryota; Fungi; Basidiomycota; Tremellomycetes; Trichosporonales; Trichosporonaceae
Exons: 4
Coding region: 1-2073 (690 amino acids)
Molecular function (GO): metal ion binding
Source: RefSeq, a predicted model, not a curated record
AUGGACGCAGUCCGCGCGUCGGCCCGCACACAAUCCCCUGCGCCUUCCCCCCACGGCGCUAUCGGGGAAGCACUGGGCCACCACGCGCGCUCGUCGUCAAUGGCUGCUGGUAGGCCUGCCACACCGCGGACCAACCCGCAAACGUCGUCGUCGUCGGCCGAAGGUGACGAGCUCGACCUAAACGCCCUGAUGGUGCACGGCCAGCGGCAGCGCGAGCUGUCGGAGCUUGACCGCUCGCGCUUCGGACGCUUUGGUAUCGCACCACCGUCGGCCAGUGCUGGGCCGACCGUGCCUCUUCGCGGCCGCACAGGCUUUGGCGUCGGUGGUGGGCUGGGCGACCGCUCCGACUCACCCUCGCGCUGGCCCAACAAUGACGAGUGGCGGGAGGCGGGCUCGCGUUCCAGAGACGCGAGUAUGCACCGCCAGAGCUCGGGAGCAGGCGCGGUGAAUUCGGUCACCCCGACUGGCCCAAGCCUUUCGUUCAUGGACCAGCCCUUUCCGUCACCCAUAGGCCGCCCCCGCGGGAGCAUGGGAAAUAUUGGGUUCGGCAACCCGGCUACACCUAACGCGCCCGCAGAGCCCGCGCAGGCCGCGCAGCAUCACCUCACGGCCCUGUCAAAUAUUAUCGAACCCUUAUGUCGCCAGAACGACGAACUCAUUCGCCUGCGUGCCGAGGUUGAGCUCUGGCGCGGCGAGUGGCAACGUCGUGACCGCGAGUGCCGCCGCCUCGAAAGCAUCGUCAAGAGCGAGGACCCCGCCAAGGGCCGCCCCAAGUUUUCGGUUGCCCUCAUUGACGGCGAUGGCCUGAUCUUUCAGGACGAGCACCUAGGCAAGGGGUACACUGGAGGUCAGGCUGCUGCACGCGCGCUUAUUGGCGCGCUGCCGGGACUCACGGGCCGGGUGUCGCGUGACGCCGAUAUUAUGCCGAUCGAGAACACGGACACCAAGCCCCGCGACCUCGGCCAGGUUGUCGUGCAGGUCUUCCUCAACAAGGGCGGCCUCGGCCAUGCCCUCGUCAAAUCUGGGUCCGUGCCGUCGUGGUCGGUCUAUGACGCGUUCUGGCAGGGCUUCGCUUCGGCCCAUGACCUCUUCAGUGUGGUCGAUGUCGGGCACGGCAAGGAGGCGACUGACACCAAAAUCCGCGAGCACCUCAAGUUGUACGCCGCCCACGCGCAAUGUGGAACUGUGAUCUUAGGUGCCUCGCACGACAACUCUUACGGGCCGGUGCUGGCGUCGCUCGACACGACAAUGGGCCUAUCCAAGGUGGUCAUCCUGCAGGGCUACAGCGACCUCGCUCUCCAGCUGCAACCGUACGCGUCGCGCUGCGUCUCGAUUCCCGAGCUGUUCCGCACCAGACGUAUCGGUCCGGCUCCUGGCUCAGCUACCAUGCAGGCGCAGGGCAAGAAGGGCCGCCGCGGUAGCCGCGCACAGCAUGAAAGCGACAUGCCCAUUGCCUCGCCUCCGCCGCCUCCACCGUCCGCACAACCCGCGCCUCCCGCAAUUGGAUCGGCCCCGACAACUCCCCCACCUGCCGAGGGCGAGAUCGAGAUCGAGGUCGUAGAGUGGGAGGCGCUCGUGAACGGCGCUGCCAACAUGCGGCUCGAAGAGCCGCGCGGUCGCCGGCAGCGCAACGGUUCGACGUCACUCGCUGACGACGACGAGAAGAAGAAGGGCCUCGGCGCCAAGAAGGGCAAGCCAGCGACGCGUGCGACCACGGUGCCAACCGUGCGUAACCUCAAGCCUCGCCCAUGCCACACCUUCUACCUCUCGCCCUGGGGUUGCAAGAACGGCGAUGGGUGCGAAUACGCACACCAUUACAAGCUCAACGAGGACCAGACCGAGGAACUGGCGCGCCUCGCCAAGGAGAUUAUCUGCCCGUACGUCAGAAGCAAGCGCUGCCACUUUAAGGAGGACGAGUGUGUGUAUGGGCACCGGUGUCCUCGUGGCGAGCGGUGCACGUUUGGCGAGACGUGCCGCUUCAAGGACCUGCCGAACGGGCACGGCGAGGAGACGGCGGCAGCGGCAGCGGCUGCGGCUGCAGCCGCGGACGAAGACUCCCCUUCCAGCGCAUAA